ACUAAAGUUAUUGUAUCUAUGCCUAUCACCGUACAUCAUGCGUUAAUACUUUGUAUUAUGAAAUAUUUUACUUGUGAUCUACCUAUAUAAUUACUGUAUUUUGGCAAAGGCCCAUGAGGCUGCCACUUCUCCAAUAAACAAACAAACAAGUUAUUGUAUUGCAUCAAAAAGAUAGAAAACUUUUCGAUAGUGAUUAUUAUCAUGUUUAUAUUAUUUCGUUUUACCUAAAGAUAAUAAAUUUAUCAGCGCUCUAACCAUGGAAAUUCCUGACGUGGCUACAGACUUUGUCAAGUUUGAGAAGGCAGAUUUGAUCCGGCUACAUGGUGCUUAUACUUGCAUGCAGCGUGAGGCGGGCGCAGUUCGCGACAAGCCUUGGCAGUGCCAUGUUGUACGCUGCCGAGACAUGAGGCAAGCUGUUACACACAUGAUGUCAUGUCCGUCUGACGAGAAUUGCAGUUGGCCUGUCAAUUGUUCCUUGUUGAGACAAAAAAUUAAGCGCUUGGUAAGUUGCGAAGAGGAAGAGUGUCCCAUCUGCAUACAGAAGAAGAAGUGGCAAAUGUCUGUAUCUGCAGAACAAAGAAGCAGUCUAAUUGACCUACUGGUGCAAUCUAUUUCGAACUCCAGUUCCAUAUUCUACGGUAAUAGACAUUUCAGCUUGCAUAAGAAAGUAUUAUACACUAAAUCGAUAGAGGGUGAAAUUUACAAAAAGGCCGAAAAUCUGACGGAUUACUACCGAAUGAUGGCUGCAAAGAAAUGGGAGAUUAAAAUGUACAUCGAAGAGAGAGAAAGACACAGACAGACCAAACGGCGCUUUCAGGCGAAUAUAGACGUUGAGGAGAGGCAGAGGACGAGACGGAGUGUCUAUAAUCCCUAGGUACUAUUUAAUGAUCAUGGGAUGGAGCCUCAACAACCCGACAUACAUUAGAAUUAAUAGAAUUGUUUACUGCAAACAAUGGUACCAUCGCCACACUGUUAACUGUACAAUGUAUAGGUGAACCAGGAUCUAUUGAGGGUGCGCCAUGUUACGGAAAUUUGUUGGUACUAAUUUCUAGCAAUGGCAACAAUUUUAAUAAUAGACAACAUCUACCCUCUAUGAUAGUUGUCAAUAUUGACAAUGUAAACAUUGCUUUGUCUAGUUUCGUGUGAAUUAUUAUUAGACUGCAAUAAUUAUGCCGAAAGUUUUAGAUUUUACAGAGAAAAAGUUGUAAAUAGUGUAUAUAGUUAUUUAUUGGAAAAAAAAACAUGCGGGAGAGGAAUUUCUUCCAUUAGAAAACAUAACGAAAUUAGCAUCUGAAUUGACGGGUAAGUUUCAAACUUAUGGACAAAUGUCACUAUAGUCAGGUCGUCACGAUUUGGUUGAUGUCUUGUAAUAAUUUGAUUUAGAACAUAUUUGGUACGUUAAAUAAUUUAAUUUGUAAAAUUAUCAAUAUAAAUUCUUACUUAUAACUCUUGCUUACUUAUUGACUUUACGCUAUUCAUUUUAUCUAAAUCGAGUCAGCCAUUUAAGCGUAAAAACCGAAGAAAUAUCCAAAAUCCAAACUUCGCACUUAUCAAACUUCGCACUUAUUAAAGUUGUCGGAAUAAAACAAAAAUCAUCUGCCAAUUUCCAUUGUCCCCACUAUACAAAUUGUUGCUAUAUAAAAUUCAAAACGAGCGCCCUCUUGACAAUACUCCCAAAGUUCUGGUUUACCUAUACAUCAGUGGACCUUAUGACUUUUGUAAUAAAUUCCACCACUGUACAGUUAGGAGUGUUGCUGUUUGUACAGAUAGUUAACAUAUUUUUAAUGAAACUAGGGAAACACAUGGCACCCUGGUUGGGUAUUGCAAGUCAAUUUUACAUUUAGUUAUUACUGGAACAAUAGGACUAGACUUUGUAACAUAAUACAUAAAAUAUAAUGUUCCUAAAUAAAAACAACAAUGCGGCGGCUUCGAUACGGGGUACGGGGUAUAUAGAUAUAGUAAGGGGUUCAAGUAGUAAGAUAGUUUUUUUAUAGUUUCGUUAAGUUUUAUUUAAUAUAAGUAUAAUAAUUGUCAUGUUAUCACUAUAUACUUAAAUGAUGUUCCACUGGUAAAGGACCGUUAGCGCCCACCGCCUAAGGUAGGUGCCGGUAGCACCCACCGCCUGGUGGUUGUGUGCGUUUACGCUAUUAUUAACGACCACUUAACGACUCCGAUACUAUAAUGUGGUGUUACGCAAUAUUAGCGCCAACCGCCAUAAGGUACCUUCACCCGCGGAACGUCACAUAUUUGUUAAAAUAAAUUUUAAUUUAAGUAAUUUUCUUAUUAUUUCUCCUACAGAUAUCAUUGUCCAUUGAAAUUAUCUUAUCUUAAAAAUGAAUAAAUAUUUUAUAUAAACCGUGUUUUUAUUGAAUUCCGUUAACUUCGGGGUAUGGUUAAGUACGUUUAAGAGAACUAAAUGGCAUAGUUGAUUUAAAAAAAAAAAAAAACCUUUUUUGAAAAAAAAAAAUUAAGUUUUAAAAGUAAUUAAAUGUAGCAUAUAGCGUUGUUUGUAACACGGGCAUUACAUUUAACUCUACCAAACAAUUGAAAUCUGUGACAUAUCGAUGUCAUUUCGAACUAGAGAUGGGCGAAAUGUGUCAGUAGAGGGAAAAGAUUGAUAUAUAUCUUUUUACCACUGGGAUAUGUAUCACUCUUUUAUAUCUUUAUAUCCGUGUGUAUCAGUUGUCCCGCUCGCAACUGUAUCGACACUGACUUUGCGUCAUCUUAUGAAUGAGAGGGAGACAGCAUUGUUAUUAUAACGUGGCGACAUUUUCAUUUUGUAUCAUGAUGGAUAUAGAUUGUACAUUCACAAUAAAAUAAAUAAAUUGAUUAAAUUGAUCAAUCAAAUUAAUUAAUUAAAUUGAAGAAUAUAUUUGCUUAAUAAAAUACCUUAUUGCUUUUUGUUUACAUUUUAUUAAAUGCAAUGCAAUUUAACUCAUUAAGGUGGAUGUCUAGGGAUGGGAUGCCGAUUAUCAGCCAAAAGAUGGCGUCACUGUGCACGAAUUGUGGAUUUUCACUAUUUCUCCCAAAAUACAAAGUUUCAUAAGAUGUGUUGAUAUGUCCGAAAACUAUAAAAAACACUACAUCCAAAUCGAGACAUGUUCAAUUCAACAUUGUCUCAUUUCGUUAUUAUCGGAAUCCAACUGCAAAAUAUUGCAAUUUCUUGCAUUCACGCACACUUACGUACUUAAAGUCACCUUAAAGUCAGUGUCAAAUGUCAGCAGAUUCGUAAUGUUACAGUAAAGUAACCUAGAGGGCGCAGCGGAUGAAAUGUUUAUUGUUGAAAAAAGAUUGGAAAUUAAAUAAUAAAUUCUUGUUUGAGCAACGAUUAAAAAUUACAAGGCAUUCAGAAGCAACUAAUGUUUUCGACCAUCAACUGUCACGUGCUCGUGGCACCCGUAGCCUCUAUUUUGAUAAAAAUCAGAUUGCAGCUAAGAUACAUGGUUCAAAUCCCGACAAUGCCAAUUUUUUUUUAUUUUAUAAUUUUAGCAUUCUCUUUUGAAUUAUUUUAAGCGUAUGUUAUUCUUCGAAACUAAACUUACGUGAGUAAAACAUUUUCAGUAUUUUAAUUAUUUUUUAAUAAUAUUAUGGGAAGAUUUAUAAAAGUAUUUUUAUUUUCCGGUUUUCAAAGGAUAUAAAUAAUGAUUAAAAUAAUUAAAAAAAAGUCAUGCAUGAGGCUAAUUAGGAUCGCAGAAUAGGUACAUAAGAAGUCAACUAUCGACGAAGUAUAGCUGGUCAAGCAGAUCUUGUCAGUAGAAAAAGGCGGCAAAUUUGAAAAAUGUAGGCUAGAAGGGAUAUCGUUCAUAGAACAUUUGGAUUUCGCGCCUUUUUUUACUGACAAGAUUUGCUUGACCAGGUAUAAAAUAAAAGUUUCCAAAAUUUUAUUGAAAUGAUAUACCUACAUGAAAUAAUCAAAUACAACACAUUUACUUAAAAUAACUUUUAAAAUAAGGCAUAUAACAUUACCAAAAAGAUGAAAUAAAAUAAAUAAAUAAAUACAAAAAGAAAUGAGUCUUUGUUCGUGGUUUGAACCCUGUCAUGCUGUUCAACUUGUUAAACUUAUACUCGAUAGCUAAAAGCCACUAGACCAUUUGACCAUAGUAGACCCGGGCGAAAAAUGCCUUCUUAUUUAAGUAACCCAUUACUGUCAAAAAUAUCAAGUUUGAAUUGAUUUGAAAUAUAAUUUUUCAUUGUCGACUUAUUGACAUCCAAACGUUGCGAGCAUGUUGUACUUUAAACCAUUUGGCAACGUCGCACGCAUAUUUUGAUAUUUAUGGAUAUAUGAGGAUUCUUCUACUUAUGUUGCAAAUUGAUUAAAUUAUCGAGAGAAACAUGCUAAUGCAAAGAAAACAAGAAAUAUCCGUUUCAUUUCUCAUGCUAUUGAUUCGGUUAAAUUGUGUUCUAAUGUAUGGGGAAGACAAACUAAUUAUAGCCAGCAUUUU
This is a messenger RNA of Cydia fagiglandana, 4442 nucleotides long. RefSeq lists its product as uncharacterized. Gene Ontology annotation, molecular function: chromatin DNA binding; transcription coactivator activity; histone acetyltransferase activity. Gene Ontology annotation, biological process: positive regulation of transcription by RNA polymerase II. The record is from RefSeq and is a predicted model, not a curated record. Gene Ontology annotation, cellular component: histone acetyltransferase complex; transcription regulator complex. The transcript has 4 exons. Lineage: Eukaryota; Metazoa; Arthropoda; Insecta; Lepidoptera; Tortricidae. Bases 257 to 874 code for a protein of 205 amino acids.